AUGGGCAUCUGUGGCGGCGGCGGCUUCCUUGUCAGCGCCGCAAAGAUCGAUUCACGUAUUGCGGCUUUGGCGACGGCGUCGAUGUAUAGCAUGGGUGCCGUCACUCGCAACGGUCUGAGACACUCCCAGGAUCUGGCUCAACGCAAACAACUCAUUGCGAAUGCCGCUGAGCAGCGCUGGAUCGAGGCCGAAGGUGGCCAAGCUCUCUAUAGCGACGGCGCUGCCAAUGAGAUCACAUCCGAGUCGACUGCGGUCGAUGUCGAGUUCCAAGACUACUACCGCACCUCGUUUGGAAGAGUCACACCUCCUGGCGCCCAACCGAAUGCCACCUCGCAUCGGAUUACUUCGAGCAAUACGCGUUUCAUGAACUUUUACCCGUUCAGUGACAUCGACACCAUUUCGCCGCGCCCUGUGCUGUUCGUCACUGGAGAUCAGGCACAUUCGAGGGAGUUUAGUGAAGAUGCGUAUGCCCGUGCCGCAGAGCCAAAGGAGAUCAUCCGGGUGCCUGGAGCUGGCCAUGUUGAUCUCUACGAUCGCGUGGAUUUGAUUACAUUUGCUGAGUCAACGCAGUCCUUCCGGACGAACCUUGUGGGGCCUGCCAGCAACGAGACUGUGGCGAGGAAGGCUUGA
Messenger RNA from Fulvia fulva, 630 nucleotides. RefSeq lists its product as uncharacterized. The record is from RefSeq and is a predicted model, not a curated record. Bases 1 to 630 code for a protein of 209 amino acids. The transcript has a single exon. NCBI's taxonomy places the organism in Eukaryota, Fungi, Ascomycota, Dothideomycetes, Mycosphaerellales, Mycosphaerellaceae.